GGAGAACAAGUCUACACCAAUAAAUAAAAAGAGAGGGAAAAAAAUCACCUUUUCUGUACUUAUGCUUAACUUUAAACAAUCGUCAUCUUCUCAUGUAUGUUUGGUCUGUGCAGGAAACACAGAAUAACUAGUUUGCUUGUUGAUUUUUAUAUAUAUAUAUAUUUAUACAUAAUUUUUUUUUCUUUUCCCUCCUUCCCCCUCAUUUUCUUUCUUUCCCUUCUCUCCUUUAUUAUUAUUAUUAUUAUUUUUUGUUGUUGUUGUUAUCAUUAUUAUUUAUUUUGUUGUUUAUUUAGUUUCUAUAUAAAUACGAUUCAUAUUUAAUUUGUCCUUUUUCUUCUUCUCUUUCUUUUUCUUAAAUUUCAUGUAUCAACUUGACGCUAACAAAAGAAACAGACAUGAUAUGGAACCCAAACAACCUAAAGCACCCAAUCCUCAGUCAUGUCGAUAUGAUUCUUCACUUGGUCUAUUGACUAAGAAAUUUAUUGCAUUGCUGCGCUCAAGUGCACAUGGCGAUUUGGAUCUGAAUCAUGCUGCAGCCAAACUCAAAGUACAAAAAAGACGUAUUUAUGAUAUUACAAAUGUAUUGGAAGGAAUCCACUUGAUUGAAAAGAACUCAAAAAAUCAUGUACGCUGGAUUCAUGUCUUUGAUUCUUCAACAACAAAAAAAGAAACAAGCGAUCUUGAACAAAGAUUAGAAUUUUUAAGAAAUUACAACCAAACAUUAGAGAACGAACAAAAGCAAUUGGACAGUUUUAAGCAGCAAAUUGAUCAAGAAAUAGAAAAUGUCAUCAAGAACAAUGCAUCGUAUUGUUACCUAACACUAGACGAUAUUGCAAGAUUUGAAGUCAUUAUGGCAGCUCAACAAGAAGCCCUUGUGGUUGUGAAUGCACCUUAUGAUACAGAUAUUGAGGUACAUCAUCAUCAUCAACCACAAGAUGAUCAUUAUUCCCCUUAUCCUUCUAUAAAAAAGUCUUCUCAAACAAAGACAAAAUGCUGUAUACGAGUGCCUGAAAACUCAAACCAAUCAUUGCGUAUUCUCUCGCUUCGACAGCAGAAAAAAGAAAGAGACUAUAAAUAAACAUCUUUUUUUUUCCUGGCGAAAAAAAAAAGGUUUAAGCAUGACGCGUGCGCCAAUCAUCCUCCCCAUCAAUCAUUAAUAAAUUAUAUAUUGUUUGUUUUAAUGCAAGACAUAAACAUUACAAAAAAAA
Molecule: messenger RNA, 1208 nt
Organism: Gilbertella persicaria
Lineage: Eukaryota; Fungi; Mucoromycota; Mucoromycetes; Mucorales; Choanephoraceae
Product: E2F/DP family winged-helix DNA-binding domain-containing protein
Exons: 4
Coding region: 362-1078 (238 amino acids)
Biological process (GO): regulation of transcription by RNA polymerase II
Cellular component (GO): RNA polymerase II transcription regulator complex
Molecular function (GO): protein dimerization activity; RNA polymerase II cis-regulatory region sequence-specific DNA binding; DNA-binding transcription factor activity, RNA polymerase II-specific
Source: RefSeq, a predicted model, not a curated record